GAGCACAUUCUCUCUCUCUUCUCUCUCUCUCUCUCUCUCUCAGCCUCUCUGUGCAAAAGGACACAAUCUCUCUCUCUCUCUCUCUCUCUCUCUCUCUCUGUGUGAACACCCAAAGCUACAGUUUUUAGAUUCUCUCCUCAUAAUAUUCACAGUUUGAUUCUUUCCUUUCUCUUCAAGUUUCACAGAUUCAUUACUUCCCUUCAAAUCUCUUCAAACCCAUAACUACCACUCCCUUUUCUAGCUUAAAUCUCUCUUAAUUACCCUAGAUUCCCAUCAUUCUCUCUGCAAAUCCCUUUUUUGAUUAAAUUGUUAUUGUCAAGUUCUUGCCUUUCUACGGUUUUUGAGGCUGGAGAUAUGAAUUGUAGUUGAAUUCGGAUUGAUUAGCGGGUUUAAUUGGAGCUUAAUUAAGGGUUUUUAUUUUAAUUGUUAGCUGUGGGAAGUAAGAGAAAAAAAAUGGACAAGUACGAGCUUGUGAAGGAUAUAGGAUCGGGGAAUUUUGGAGUGGCCAGGCUCAUGAGGAACAAGGAGACCAAAGAGCUCGUCGCUAUGAAGUACAUCGAGCGCGGCCACAAGAUUGAUGAGAAUGUGGCAAGGGAAAUCAUAAAUCACAGAUCGCUUAUCCACCCAAACAUAAUUCGUUUCAAGGAGGUGGUUUUGACACCAACCCAUCUCGCCAUUGUUAUGGAAUAUGCUGCAGGAGGAGAGCUCUUUGAGCGAAUCUGCAAUGCUGGAAGAUUCAGUGAAGAUGAGGCUAGAUACUUUUUUCAACAGCUUAUUUCAGGAGUCAGUUACUGCCAUGCUCUGCAAAUUUGCCAUAGAGAUUUGAAGCUAGAAAAUACCUUGCUGGACGGAAGCCCAGCACCACGACUGAAAAUCUGUGACUUUGGUUAUUCUAAGUCAUCAUUGCUGCAUUCAAGACCCAAAUCCACAGUUGGCACUCCAGCAUAUAUUGCCCCAGAGGUUCUUUCUAGGAGAGAAUACGACGGCAAGAUGGCAGAUGUAUGGUCCUGUGGAGUGACUCUGUAUGUUAUGCUUGUUGGAGCAUACCCAUUUGAAGAUCAAGAGGACCCAAAGAAUUUCAGAAAAACUAUCAAUAGAAUAAUGGCUGUUCAAUACAAGAUCCCUGACUAUGUCCACAUAUCUCAAGAUUGCAGACAUCUCCUUUCUCGCAUAUUUGUUGCAAACCCUUCCAGGAGGAUCACAAUUAAAGAAAUCAAGAGCCAUCCAUGGUUUUUGACGAACUUGCCUAGGGAACUGACAGAGGCAGCUCAAGCCAUGUACUAUAGGCGAGGAAAUAAUACCUUUUCCUUACAAAAUGAUGAAGAAAUCAUGAAGAUUGUGGAAGAGGCCAAAGUUCCUCCUUCGGUAUCUCGAUCUAUUGGAGGCUUUGGUUGGGGAGGAGAAGAAGACGGUGAUGGAAAGGAAGAUGACACAGAGGCUGAAGAAGAAGAAGAGGAAGAUGAAUAUGAUAAGAGAGUUAAGGAGGCGCAAGCAAGUGGAGAAUUUCAUGUGAGUUAAAGGAUUAAUUUGCUCCUUCUCAGAUACCAGUGAUCUAAAGUUUUGCCUUUUGAAUAUCUAUAGGAUGCUAUUGUGGUUGUAUAAAACUUUGUACUUAGGACAUGGUCUUGAAUAAAUGUUUGUAAAUUAUAGCUUAUUGGGCAGGAAGGGUUUGAUUCCAAUUUAUAUGGGAAUUAGAGUGUCUUUAUUAUUGAGAAAUUGGAAUUAUGAUUUAUGAAGAUUUGAAAGAUAACUAUGAGAGUCUGCUCUGCUUUUAUCUUUGUCUUUCCAAGGGUUAAGAUAGUGUCAUAAAGUAAGGGCAUUGUAUGGUGUAGGCUUUUAUUGAAGAAAAUCUUGUCAACUGUUUGUGUACAUUGUAUGUCAGUUGAAGGACCAUAUCAAUAACAUAUAUUAGUAUAA
This is a messenger RNA of Hevea brasiliensis (rubber tree), 1917 nucleotides long. Its product is annotated as serine/threonine-protein kinase SRK2A. Bases 454 to 1518 code for a protein of 354 amino acids. The transcript has 9 exons. Gene Ontology annotation, biological process: intracellular signal transduction; protein phosphorylation. Gene Ontology annotation, molecular function: ATP binding; protein serine/threonine kinase activity. The record is from RefSeq and is a predicted model, not a curated record. Lineage: Eukaryota; Viridiplantae; Streptophyta; Magnoliopsida; Malpighiales; Euphorbiaceae.